GUGUUAUAAAGGACGCAAAAAAUAAAUAAAUUAGAGCAUCUUUUGGGGGGGAGGGAAUUCAGCGGAUCAGUGUCUUAGAGGAGCUUUUUUUUUUUUUUUUUUUUAAAGAGCGAGAAAUCAUAUAAAAUAAAAUGAAAUAAAACAAGGAGGAAGGCAACCAGCUGUUAGAGGGGGGAAAUAAGGCAGAUAAAGGAGCGGGGAGAGAAAUUAAUUGCCAACCAGGAGGAGUUGGGCUGUAUUUUUCAAAGGUGGGGGGAGUGGAGCACACACCUUGAGGAGGAAAGCGAGAAAGAAAAGAAAAAAGCAAGUGGAAGGGGGGGCUCGCCCAAGAAGGGUGAAGAAGCGAAGAAAGUCGAGGCGCCGAGGCUCCCAAAGCUGGCAGCUCCGGGCGGCGGUGCAGGGGCGAAGGGGGGGCGGGGGGGACCGUCGGACAUGCGGCUCUGGAGUUGGGUGCUGCGCCUGGGGCUGCUGAGCGCCGCGCUGGGCUGCGGGCUGGCCGAGCGCCCCCGCCGGGCCCGGAGAGACCCGCGGGCCGCGCCCCCGCGCCCUGCCGCCGGCCCGGCCACCUGCGCCACCCGGGCGGCCCGUGGCCGCCGCGCCUCGCCGCCGCCGCCGCCGCCGCCGCCGGGCGGUGCCUGGGAAGCCGUGCGCGUCCCCCGGCGGCGGCAGCAGCGGGAGGCGAGGGGCGCCGCCGAGGAGCCGAGCCCGCCGAGCCGGGCGCUCUAUUUCAGCGGGAGAGGCGAGCAGCUGCGCCUGCGGGCCGACCUCGAGCUGCCCCGGGACGCGUUCACGCUGCAAGUGUGGCUACGAGCAGAGGGGGGCCAGAGGUCUCCAGCGGUGAUCACAGGGCUGUAUGACAAAUGUUCUUAUGCCUCACGUGACCGAGGAUGGGUCGUGGGCAUUCACACCGUCAGUGACCAAGGCAACAGAGACCCACGCUACUUUUUCUCCUUGAAGACAGACCGGGCCCGACAAGUGACCACCAUCAAUGCCCACCGCAGCUACCUCCCAGGCCAGUGGGUAUACCUGGCAGCCACCUACGAUGGGCGGCUGAUGAAGCUCUAUGUGAAUGGUGCGCAGGUGGCAACCUCGGGAGAGCAGGUGGGAGGCAUUUUCAGCCCAUUGACCCAGAAGUGUAAGGUCCUCAUGCUGGGAGGCAGCGCCCUGAAUCACAAUUACCGGGGCUACGUGGAGCGCUUCAGCCUGUGGAAGGUGGCCAGGACGCAACAGGAGGUCUUGCUGGACAUGGAGACCCAUGGCCUCCACACUCCUCUACCUCAGCUCCUCCUCCAGGAGAACUGGGACAAUGUGAAGCGGGCCUGGUCCCCCAUGAAGGAUGGCAGCAGCCCCCGCGUGGAGUUCAGCGGUGCCCACGACUUCCUGCUGGACACGAGUCUGGAGCCUCCUCUCUGCGGGCAGACACUGUGUGACAACAUGGAGGUCAUUGCCAGUUACAACCAACUUCCCCGUUUCCGCCGUCCCAAGGUGGUGCGCUACCGCGUGGUCAACCUCCACGAUGACGACCACGAGAACCCCACAGUGAGCCGCCAGCAGAUCGACUUCCAGCACGGGCAGCUGGCCGAGGCCUUCAGGCAUUACAACAUCUCUUGGGAGCUGGAGGUGCUGGAGGUGAGCAACUCAUCCUUGCGCCACCGCCUCAUCCUGGCCAACUGCGACAUCAGCAAGAUCGGGGACGAGAACUGCGACCCUGAGUGCAACCACACCCUGACCGGCCACGAUGGCGGGGACUGCCGCCACCUGCGCCACCCCGCCUUCAUGAAGAAGCAGCAGAACGGGGUGUGCGACAUGGACUGCAACUACGAGCGGUUCAACUUCGACGGCGGGGAGUGCUGUGACCCCGAGAUCACCGAUGUCACCAAGACCUGCUUCGAUCCUGACUCUCCAUACAGAGCAUACUUGGAUGUUAAUGAGCUGAAGAACAUUCUUAGACUGGAUGGAUCAACACAUCUCAAUAUCUUCUUUGCAAACUCCUCCGAGGAGGAAUUGGCAGGAGUAGCCACUUGGCCAUGGGACAAGGAGGCCCUAAUGCACUUAGGUGGCAUCGUCUUGAAUCCAUCUUUCUAUGGCAUUCCUGGGCACACCCAUACCAUGAUCCACGAGAUUGGGCACAGCCUGGGCCUCUAUCACAUCUUUCGAGGCAUCUCCGAAAUCCAGUCUUGCAGUGACCCCUGCAUGGAGACAGAGCCCUCCUUCGAGACCGGAGACCUCUGCAGUGACACCAACCCAGCCCCCAAACAUAAGUUCUGUGGUGACCCUGGGCCAGGGAAUGACACCUGUGGCUUUAAUAGCUUCUUCAACACUCCUUACAACAACUUCAUGAGCUACGCAGAUGACGACUGCACCGACUCCUUCACGCCCAAUCAAGUCGCCAGAAUGCACUGUUACCUGGACCUGGUGUACCAGAGCUGGCAGCCCUCCAGGAAGCCGGCGCCUAUUGCCCUCGCCCCCCAGAUCGUGAGCCACACCACUGACUCCGUGACGCUGGAGUGGUUCCCACCCAUCGACGGCCACUUCUUUGAAAGAGAAUUGGGAUCAGCGUGUGACCUUUGUCUGGAAGGGAGAAUCCUGGUGCAAUACGCCUUCAACGCCUCCUCCCCAAUGCCCUGUGGCCCUUCAGGACACUGGAGUCCUCGGGAAGCAGAAGGUCAUCCAGAUGUUGAACAGCCCUGUAAAUCCAGUGUCCGCACCUGGAGCCCAAAUUCAGCUGUCAACCCACACACGGUCCCUCCAGCCUGCCCAGAACCACAGGGCUGCUACCUUGAACUUGAAUUCCGCUACCCUUUGGUCCCCGAGUCUUUGACCAUCUGGGUGACCUUUGUCUCCACUGACUGGGACUCCAGUGGGGCUGUCAAUGACAUCAAACUCUUGACUGUCAGUGGGAAGAACAUCUCCCUGGGCCCUCAGAACGUCUUCUGUGAUGUCCCUCUGACCAUCAAACUCCAGGAUGUGGGCGAGGGGGUGUAUGGCAUCCAGAUCUACACGUUGGAUGAGCACCUGGAGAUUGAUGCAGCCAUGUUGACCUCUGUCGCAGACAGCCCGCUCUGCCUAGAGUGUAAACCCCUGCAGUACAAGGUGGUUCGGGAUCCUCCUCUCCAGGUGGACGUGGCCUCCAUGCUACACUUCAGUAGAAGAUUCACGGAUGUGGAUCUGCAUCUCGGCAGUGUGUACCAGUACUGGGUCAUCACUAUUUCAGGCAAUGAAGAGAGUGAGCCAUCACCUGCUGUCAUAUAUACCCAUGGAAGUGGGUACUGUGGUGAUGGCAUCAUCCAGAAAAGCGAAGGUGAAGAAUGCGAUGACAUGAACAAGGUCAGCGGGGAUGGCUGCUCCCUCUUCUGCCGACAGGAAGUUUCCUUCAAUUGCAUUGAUGAACCCAGCCGGUGCUAUUUCCAUGAUGGUGACGGGGUAUGUGAGGAGUUUGAACAAAAAACUAGCAUCAAGGACUGUGGGGUCUACACGCCUCAAGGGUUCCUGGAUCAGUGGGCAUCUAAUGCUUCAGUCUCCCAUCAAGACCAGCAGUGCCCAGGCUGGGUCAUCAUUGGCCAGCCAGCAGCAUCCCAGGUGUGUCGAACCAAGGUGAUAGAUCUCAGCGAAGGCAUUUCUCAGCACGCCUGGUACCCUUGCACCAUCCCCUACCCGUACUCCCAGGUGGCUCAGACCACUUUUUGGCUCCGGGCGUACUUUUCCCAGCCAAUGGUUGCUGCAGCUGUCAUCGUCCACCUGGUGACUGAUGGGACCUAUUAUGGGGACCAAAAGCAGGAAACCAUCAGCAUCCAGCUGCUUGAUACCAAAGAUCAGAGCCACGAUCUAGGCCUCCAUGUCCUGAGCUGCAGGAACAAUCCCCUGAUUAUCCCUGUGGUCCAUGACCUCAGCCAGCCCUUCUACCACAGCCAGGCGGUCCGUGUAAGCUUCAGUUCACCCUUGGUCGCCAUCUCGGGGGUGGCCCUCCGCUCCUUCGACAGCUUUGACCCCGUCACCCUGAGCAGCUGCCAGAGAGGGGAGACCUACAGCUCUGCCCAGCAGAGCUGCGUGCACUUCGCCUGUGAGGCUGCUGACUGCCCACAGCUGGCUGUGGAGAAUGCUUCUCUCAACUGCUCCAGCAGUGACCACUACCAUGGUGCCCAGUGCACCGUGAGCUGCCGGACAGGCUAUGUGCUCCAGAUACAGCGGGAUGACGAACUGAUCAAGAGCCAGACAGGACCCAGUGUCACAGUGACCUGCACGGAAGGCAAAUGGAACAAGCAGGUGGCGUGUGAGCCAGUGGACUGUGGCAUCCCAGACCAGCACCACGUCUAUGCCGCCUCGUUCUCCUGCCUCGAGGGCACCACCUUCGGGCGAAAAUGCUCCUUUCAGUGUCGUCACCCCGCACAGUUGAAGGGCAACAACAGCUUCCUGACCUGUAUGGAGGAUGGGCUGUGGUCCUUCCCAGAGGCCCUGUGCGAGCUCAUGUGCCUGGCUCCACCCCCGGUGCCCAACGCAGACCUCCAGACGGCCCGGUGCCGAGAGAAUAAGCACAAGGUGGGCUCUUUUUGCAAGUACAAGUGCAAACCUGGAUACCACGUACCCGGCUCCUCCCGGAAGUCAAAGAAAAGGGCCUUCAAGACUCAGUGCACCCAGGAUGGCAGCUGGCAGGAGGGAGCUUGUGUUCCUGUGACCUGUGACCCUCCUCCACCGAAAUUCCACGGGCUGUACCAGUGCACUAAUGGCUUCCAGUUCAACAGCGAGUGUAGGAUCAAGUGUGAAGAGAGCGAUACCGCCCAGGGACGCGGCAGCAAUGUCAUCCACUGCCGGAAAGAUGGCACCUGGAGCGGCUCCUUCCACCUCUGCCAGGAGAUGCAAGGCCAGUGCUCGGCCCCGGACCAACUCAACAGCAACCUCAAGCUGCAGUGCCCCGAAGGCUAUGCCAUAGGAUCAGAGUGCUCCACCUCGUGCCUGGACCACAACAGUGAGUCCAUCAUCCUGCCAGUGAACGUGACUGUCCGGGACAUCCCCCACUGGCUGAACCCCACACGGGUGGAGAGAGUCAUCUGCACGGCUGGUCUUAAGUGGUACCCUCACCCUGCUCUGAUCCACUGUGUCAAAGGCUGUGAGCCCUUCAUGGGAGACAAUUACUGUGAUGCCAUCAACAACCGAGCCUUCUGCAACUAUGAUGGUGGGGACUGCUGCGCUUCUACAGUGAAGACCAAAAAGGUCACCCCCUUCCCUAUGUCUUGUGACCUACAGGGUGACUGUGCUUGUCGGGACCCUCAGGCCCAAGAACACAGCCGGAAAGACCUCCGGGGAUACAGCCAUGGCUAAGGAAGGACCAGGAGUUGUCAAAGAAUUCCCAGCGCCAGGACCCGCAUCCCUUUGGUAUUGAUUUCACAGUCAGCUGCUCAACGGAAUGGCCUCUCCACACCAGGGAUCCUUAGUACCCAACCGGUCUGCCUUUAAUUUCACCCAGGAAGGACUCGUAGUGGGGGUGCGUGAACCAAGUCUUGCUAUGCUGAAUGAUGGAAUGGAAUCCCAUCCCAAAGUCUUAGAUGGACUUCAUAUAUGGUGUGCAGUCCCAGAGCCUCCUAAAAUUCUAACCAUUUGUUCACACGGCCACAGCAAGAAAUGUGUUCUGUGUCUAGGAGUGUGCCCAUCUGUGGUUAGCACACAUGUAUGCAUAUGCACCCAUGCAAACAUCCGUGUGAGGGCAGUUUUGGAGACUGAGCAGAGAGACUUGGACAGACUCAAUUUUUCCUUUCCCAAGCUCCUAGCCAACACUGUCCUUGGGAGAAAGAGAGUUGUAGAAACUGCUAAGACCACGUGUUGAAAUGCCAAGAUAGUUCACACCCCGAGACUUGGAAUAUGUGAGGCGUUUACAAGUGUGUAGUCCUUUGGGACUGAAAUGAAAUGGUCUCUGAUCACCUCCCUUCUAGGGAAGUAGGACCCAGGAAGAGGUAAAGCAUCUGAGGUAUGCAAAGCCCCCCCCCCCCAAUUCUUCUGCUGCCAUGGGGGAUCGUACCCCACCUCCAGGGUUCAAGGCCAAGCUGGAAAUGGCUUAGGAUUGCAAUGUCAAGGUAUUAUAACAGCCCCCUGCUUGAGGCUUGAGGCCAUAACACCCCUCCCAUUCCCCAAAUCUUGCCUUGGGACCACAUUUGCUGCUACUUUUCUGGCUGCUCUAUCCUAUACAUUGAGUACCCCCGAGAUGGUAGGACUAGGUUAGGAAAAACCUCACACAACCAAACAGUCUGCCUUAAAAGUGACCCACAUCUUUCCAUACCUCCUCACUUCUUAGCCCUUCCGUAAGAGAAAACCCCUCAUUGGCCCACAUGGCGGGUAGUGAAGUCCCCCACGGGUGGGCUUCCCUCCGGGAAGGGAAUUGAGAGACUUGAGAUGCUGGAACCCUCCCUGAGAGUCUAGAAUGUCUAAGCCAGUGUUAGAUUUUUAUAACCAAGUGGAACAGUGUUAAAGGUCUAUGAUGCUGGAACCAUCCAGAGCCCGUUAGAAUUGUAGAGACUCAAGUUACCAUCCCCAUCCAAGCCUUCCUGCCCCUCCAGGCUAGAGAAGACUUUGGUUCUGAGGACCUCACUGUUGCCCUGAGUAGCGAUAGCUCUGGAAUAGAGAGUCACCUUGCAUAUGCUCAGUUUAGACCGUGUUCUAGAGGGCCAUCAGAGGGAAGUCAAAAAGUUCUCAGCCUCGGUUCCCAACAAUCCUGCAUGGUCAUCCAUCCACAGAGUCUUCCAGCUACCAGUACUCCCAUCCAUGCCUAUGGUUGGGCAACCUUUCCCUCUCUCUCCCAGGUUCAGCCUCCAAAAGCUAAGAGAAGAUGAGUCAAAUGCAUGUAGAAGCCCCCACCUCACUGGGGUACUCUUGGCCUCUUUUCAGUCAGUUACUUAUCUACUCCUUUUGAAUUAAUAUGGGAAGAGAUUCAUACAGAAUGAGGUAGAGAGAAUGCGUAAGUUUGACAUGACUUCUGAGACCUGAAACUGAAAGUGUAAAGCGAUGGGUCUAAACUAGAUGUAUCAUAUAAAGAUUGCUACAAAUCAAGUCAUCUCUAGUCCAGUGAAGAUAACCAAAAAAAAAAAAGUUUAGCCUAGAAAAUACCAGGCACAUGUGCUGACCCUCAUUCCUGCAUCCCAUGCAGGCAUUGUUAAUCAGCCAUAGCCCCCAUCCCCGCAGUAGGGACCAAAAGUAACUUCAGAAACCUUCUUACUGUAUCACUCACAAUAGCAGUUACCUGCGGAUCAAGGACACUUGAGAAGAUAUCUUGGUCUGUUAUAUUAGGAAAUAUAUCAAGGUGCUUUUUUGCACAGGUGCCCACAAAUAAGGAUGCAGUGCUUAGUUUUGUGUGGCUUGUACCAUACUACAAACUCUGAGAUUGGGUUCCAGAGUGGAGGGUCUACCAGUCUCUCCACUGCUGAGGCCUGGCUCAAAUCCUUUCUGGCUCCUUCUUACCAUCUCAUAUCUUAUUUAUAUUCAGGAUAUGUUUUUUGUUUCCUAUAAUUACCAGGGCCAACCCUUGCCAAAACAACAGUAAUAAUGGCAUAAGCAUUGAUUGAUUCUAUUUUGUACCCCUCUCCAGUAUCUCAAAACUCUUACCAACAGUCAAAGCCCCGCUCUUGCACUAGAUGAGUUGUCAACCUGUGUGUGGUGUUAGCCAGGAAGGAACAAAGAAAGAAAGAUAAUAGUCAGCCCUCACAGUUGCUUUUCUACAUUAGGAAGUAGUGCAAGAAGCCUUGGAGACCCAAAGAUGACAUUGCUUAUGGUGGGGUUGCAGAAACCAUAGAAGAACCUCACCAGCUCCUUUAACUCAGACUCUCAUCUUCUUUCCUCUUCCACUUGUACCCUUGUUUUAGCCCAACAUUUUUCACCUGAGCAAAGUUUCCUGGAGGCUGACUUCCUUCUACCUUCAGCUUCUCAGAUUGAGUUGAGCCCUUUUGAGCAAAGGUCCUCCUAGUCUCCUUCUGACCAUCAUCCAAACCUGCUACUCACAAAUUCCUAUUUGCCAAGGAUAUUAGGUGAGAGGGGCUACUUGACAGAUGGCCAGCCUCAUGCCCACACACAAGGGUCAUUAAUACACCCUUCUCAGACUUUAGCAGAGGACAGUUGUUCUAAUCAUGUGAUGCACUGAUGCUCGGUUUCAUUUUCUUUCUGGGGAUAAGUUCAUUGUCUCAUCUCCUAUUUUGGACAGUGGAGACUCCCAGGAAGGCAACUUCUGAAACAUUCUUGUCUGUCAGCAGUUCAGGGGCCCAAAAGCACACGGAGGUUCUGAAGACAUAUUAGCUUCUUCAGAACUUUCUUCUGAACUAGGGAGUUCUGAAGAAGUAUUAGCCUGUUAGCAGGAAGAAAGAAAAGAGGAGGUGGUCAGUGGUCCAGACCUUUUCUUGGGAAGAUGUUCCGAGUGACCACCCUACUGGCUACUAGAGGACUUGCAUUAUCCCCCAGAUUCUGUGCCAACCACCUUUUAAGGGAAGGCAUUCCUUGGGAAGUCCACUAUGGUGGUUGAAUGGAGGUAUUGAAAGGGGAGACAUCAUGGCUGUAAAUUGUAGGACUCUGAAGAUGGAGGUUAUCAGCUGCUUCUCCUGGCUUUAGCGUGUUGAGUCACUUGUCUAGACAGGUCUCCUAAUCUCUAACCACCUUGGCCAAUGCUUAAAUGCUAUGUGUUGAAAAUUAUUCUUUGAGAUAGAUUUCAGCUACCUCCCUUCCAGGUUUGAUUUAACUUGGUUGUAACUGUCAAUUUGUUAUAGGUCUUACCUGUGUUUUAAGAAGGAAAGGAAGGAAGGAAGGAGACAAAGAGGAGAAAGGAAGAAAGUAGGGAAGAAAGGAAACCAUAAACUCAAGUUAACAGUUUUGAGGUUUUUUGGGUUUUUUUUUUUAUUUGCUUUUUUUUGUUUUUGUUUUUUCUGGAACUACUUCAAGUAAGAAAAUAAAAAGAAGAAAUUGAUGGUGACAAAGCUGUACAGAUAGAGAUUAGUAGAAGGAGAUUAAAAGUAAAUAAAAAAUGCAUGAUUAAAAAUAUGAAUUUUAAAAGCCUAUUUUUGUGCUUCCUAAAGGAAAUUGUUUAUUCUACAGACUAAGUAGGUAGACACAAGCAUAAAGUUUGCCCUAGCAGGAGACAGAGUGGGAUUUUAUGUCACUGUCUGUUAUUUUCUGUACGUUGUGGUAGGUCCAGGAAAUAAGGCAUCAUCCCCCUUAAUAGCUAGUCAUUGUUGGGGGAGCAUUUUGUCUACUUGUUUGGUGGCAAUCUGUAAUAGUAGGGAACGGGAAGGGCUUGAGAUUGGUUUUACCAAAUGUUAAGGGGACAUACUGUGUUGUGCUUUUCUCAUUAUAAAAUGUUGGUAUUUACCAUUAGAGCACUGGGCUAUAUAAAGUCUGCACUUAGAAUCACACUGCACAGUCCACUUUCCUAAAAAGCUGCUACAUGACCAGACAGGUACUUCCCAUGGUUUUUGAGAAACAAAAACAAACCAAGCAAACAACAAACAUAAAGUCUAAAAAGCAAAGAAAUAAAAAUCUAUUCUUAUAGUUUACUCAAGUUUUGCCAAAUUCCUACCAUCUGUUUGAUCUUUAAAAGUAAUGUGUACUAGCCAAAAGAGGAGCAAUGUCCCUAGAGUAAGAACCUGGAAUUCUUGACUCCAGGCAGCAGUUUGCUCAGUGAUCUUGAACAAGUCAUCCUAUUGCCUCUCCAUUUGCCUCAGUUUCUCCAGCUGCAAAAUGGGGAUACUACUACUUACCUACCUCACAGUGGGAGGGCAGGUUAUUGGGAGGCCCUGAGGUUUUAAAGGGGCUGUGGCAAUCUGUGAGAGCCAAGGCUUGACGCAAAGUCUCUGGGUUAUUUUUCAAGAAUGCACAGGCCUGUUGGCCACUUCAGAAAGACAGGGAGUGCUCGUUUGCUAUUUCAAGGAAUAAAGGUGGAGCUCCUAGAUUAGAUUCCACCUUAAGAGAGAGGCUUAUAUUUGAGAAUAUUUCACUUGUAGAUAAAUUGGACGUCCCCCCUCCCUUAUGCUGGCCUUUACCAGUUCUAUCAUUUGACUGAAAAUGAAUGACUUCCUACAGUGUAAAAAGUCCAUUUCCUGUUUAUUCAAGACUUCUGGGCCAUUUCCAACUGUAUAGAGGAAGGGAGUCCCUAAGAUCUCUUUCUUCUCAGACUUAAAAUUCCACAUCGAGUGUUCCAUUAAAAGAAGAUACGGCAUUCUGAGUGCAAACUCGGGGCUUCUCAAACUCUACACCAGCAGUCAGUGAGGAGAACGUUGAACAAUUAUUGACUUGCUUUCUUGGGUCUCUAUAAUCAAUAACCUGUCCGCAGAUAUCUAUCUAUAUAAAGAUAUUAUAUAUAAAUAUAAAUUUACAUAUAUAUGCACAUGUAUAUAUAGCUGUACAUAUAUGUGUGUAUAUAUAUACUUAAAUGUAAUAUUUACAAAAUAAAACUGUGAUCUCGUCUAGAGAAAAUGUAUUCAUAUUACAAAACUGCUCUUCCAUAUUUAUGUAUCAUAUUAUACCUUUUUAUUAUUGUUAUAAUUAUUAUGGGUAUUUCUAAUUAUUAUGAUGUUGAAAUCUGUUGGCAUCUUCUGGAAACUACCAAAAAAUGACUCUCCAUUGAAGUGCUUAAAAUCUGUUCUCAUGAGAAUUCUACCGGCCUACUAUUAAAAUAGAAAAAAAAAAAAAAAAAAGAAAACAAUCUAAGCACCAAAAACAAAACACAAUUCCAAUCCUUUUUCUGUACCUCACGCGCAUAAAUUUGCUGCUCCUUUUUUGGGUUUUAUUUUUUUCCUGUUUAUGUGUUUUUAUGGAUCUAAGUUAAGUCUUUUCAGCAAUAUAUAAAAAUGUAAAUAGUAAACCUUAUUUAUUAAGAAUGUCAUCUUUUUUAAUUUAUAUUUACACAAUUGUUCAUCUAAUUUAUUUUUUCUAUGCGGUUUUAAAUACUCAGACAUAUUUUGCUGUUCAUGAUAUUUUUAUCCUCUUCUCAUGGAUUUGUUUCUCCAUACUGUUUUCUCUGGUCUCAAUUACAGGUUGGAUCUCACAAAAAUAAUAAUGUCAAAGACAGAAAUAUUUUGCCACUGUUGAUUACUAUACCUUAAAGUUCUAUAUUAUGAAAAUAUAUAAUAGCUUGUAUGCUUCAA
This is a messenger RNA of Sus scrofa (pig), 11108 nucleotides long. It is a transcript of the gene PAPPA, whose product is annotated as pappalysin 1. The record is from RefSeq and is a predicted model, not a curated record. Gene Ontology annotation, molecular function: metalloendopeptidase activity. Lineage: Eukaryota; Metazoa; Chordata; Mammalia; Artiodactyla; Suidae. Gene Ontology annotation, biological process: proteolysis; cell surface receptor signaling pathway.